Molecule: messenger RNA, 1068 nt
Organism: Lentinula edodes (shiitake mushroom)
Lineage: Eukaryota; Fungi; Basidiomycota; Agaricomycetes; Agaricales; Omphalotaceae
Exons: 1
Coding region: 1-1068 (355 amino acids)
Source: RefSeq, a predicted model, not a curated record
AUGGCUUCAGCGCCCGAAACAACCAUCAUUUUACCUUCCAAAGCAAGCCGUGCGCGGCUUCUCGUCGACCAAAAAUGUCGAUACCACCCGUCGUUUGCCUCAACCGCUGCGCACGUCGUUCUGAGUGCUUCUGAUGGCAUUAUGUACCGGAUGCAUUCGUAUACGUUGCGCAUGGCUUCGGGAUUCUUUCGCGACAUGUUUACGCUACCCCAGCCCAGCCCACCACAUCCGAAAGAGUUCUAUUCUCAAAAUAUCGACGUGGGACGAGAUGUUUUUGUCUCCACAUACGUGUCUUCCCAUAUCCUUACUUUAUUCCUCAUGCUGAUCAGUGGAAUGCCGAUUAAUACACCUUUACAUGAAUGGGGUGAAUUUUCCCCGUAUACUUCGUGCUCCGACUCGUGCAACCCUAACGAGGUGUCGUCUCACUCCUGCUUUGACAUCAUAGAUCGUGUGUUGCGUCUAGCAGAAAAUUGGGAUGCACCAGGACCUUUAUCAUAUAUACGACUAGGUUUGCGGAGUACAGAGCUGGCGAAACGAGAUCCCUUGCGAUUAUUCUCGAUAGCGUCGCAUUUUGGAUGGGAAUACGAACGAAAUUGGGCUGCACAGCACUCCUUAAUGAUCGACAUAUCCUCGCUCUCCGACAGUGACACACAAAAUACCUUGGAAGGCAUGUCUUCAAAGGACCUACUACGCCUUUUGAAACUGCGCCACAGAAGGAAAGAAGAAUUUAGGGCGUAUCUCGAUGAUCCCGAUCGUUUCUCAGUCGGUAAUUCGGACAUCUUUUGCGCACAAUGUCACGAAGCUCGAAUAGACAAUGGAACGUGGAAGAUUUUGAAAGAGGUGAUGGUAGCGGAACUGGAACGGCGACCGCUAGGAGAUAGUAUUGUGGGUUACGACGUUGAUGGUAUUGGCGGGGAAAAUUCUACUGGAGGUAUACUCACUUGGCCAGAAGCGGAAGCUUGUUUCAAGGCGACUUGUGAGAAGGGCUGCGGGAGCUUGAACUAUGAUGAAUGCGCCACCUUGAAACAAAUUCAAGGUGGUAUAGAUAGUCUCCCUUGGGACUUGUGA